GAUAGUGCCCUCGAUGGUUUGACACCGACAAAUAAAGAACAAUAAAUCCGUUUGUUGCACAAAAAAUACAUAAAUUUAAUCGCAAUUGAUAAUAAAGUACUGUGCUUACACAUACCAGUGCUUGUGCGUGUGCGGUGGCCGUCGGUGGAACAACAUUGUUAAUUAGAGCAUCGAAAUAGAAGCGUGUACAAAGUUGCGGAAUUAUCGUCGUGGUCGUGUCAUUAGAAAAAGAAGAGAAGAGAGCGAGCGAACGAGAGCCGCCGCGACACCAGCCACCAGGCCGCAGUUGCCGCAUUUGGCCGCCCGCACGCAUAAAAUAUGAUCAAAUUGCUACGAAAUUGAUUUCAAUUGGCGACUCAACAAAAGCAAACGAAACUUCAAUGUUUGGCGCCUGUAGCGAAUCUUGAGACUCAUUUGCACCCCUCCGAAAAGAACAAGCAACGGAGCAAGCCAAGUAAUUGAGUUUCCCCAAAGAAUGGCGCAGACAACACAGCCGCAGCAGGCAGCGCCACCGCCAUCAUCGGUCGGAGCAGGCACUGCGGCACCCGCAGCAGUCGGAUCAUCAUCAGCAGCAGCACAGCCAGUUGCUGCAACCACACCCGUGUCGAAUCCAUCCACUCCGCAGCCUCCUAGCACCAACAAUACCAACAACAACAACAAUAAUAGUGUGGUAACACCCGCUGGAAACAACAACAAUAACGUGAUGGCGGCACCCGUACAGGCCUUCACACCCGCCGGACAGCCGAUAUACAACCAGAUGUACAUGCCCGCUCAUGGAGGACAUCCGCAUGCGGGCGGGCACUAUGCUCCGGCCAUGGUCCAGGCACCUAUUCCGAACAACGUCUAUGUGAACAAUGUCACUGCCAAUGUGAAUCUGCAUGGCUGGCCGCACUCGGUUCCCUACAUACCCGGAGGAGGACAGGCCCACUACAUGCCCCACGGAGACAUGCCACAGGACCAGCAGGGCAAUCCAUUGAUGCAACAGCUGCAGCAGUUGCCCAUUAAUAUGGCUCCCCAGGGCGUCAGUCCCAAUCCGCAUAAUCCUGGCAUGGGUGGGCGCGGACGUGGACGUGGUCGCAGCCGUGGAGGAGGUGGCCUGCGACGCAAUGAUUACCAGGGACCACGUCACCUGCAACAGCAGCAGCAACAGCUGAUUCCCCUGUCCCAACAGCAACAACUGCAGCCGGACAGCGCCGGUGCUGGGGCACCGAACAUGCAGCUGCAGCCGGACCAUCAGCUGGUGGCCGGACCGCCCGAAGCGCAAAUGCAGCCUGUUCCCUACUACGCGCCCCACCAUUACGCCUACGGGCCGUAUCCUGCUACCUAUUUUGCACCGCAGCAUGCGGCCCUGCAGGCCCCACCCAAUGCUGCCGCAGCGGCGGCUGCCCAGCAGGUCACCGGCCAUCCGCUCUACAUGCCGAUGAUGUACAAUCCGAACCCCAUGUACAACUGCAUGGGAGGCUACGUCUACCAGCAUCUAAUCCCACAGCCGGAGUACCCAUACGUGCCCGAGGAUGGCAGCCAGGCGGGCGGCGUAGAUGAGCGUGGCCAGCAGCCGGACGGUGGCAUGCCACAGAUUUGGCAUCCCGGCCCCAUGUAUGCGGAGGAGUACGCCGACGUGCUUCAGCAGCAGCAGCAACAACAGCAGCAGCUGCAGCAGCAGGUCUCGCACCCGAAUGGAGUCCCUGGUCUCGGGGAUGAGCUCAACCACAACAGCUUCUCGCUGCCCUCCUCGGAAACGGGCAGCAUGCUGAGCCCCAGCUGUUCCGUCUACGAGGCGUCGAUCCAUGAGAUGCAGCACCAAAUGGGCGUCAUGCAGAUCUACGACGAUGGACAUAUGGCCUCCCUGCAGACCAUUCACCCGGUAGCUGGUCCAGUCCAACAGUACGAGGAUGAGCUAUCGGAAUGCGGUGUGGCACCGCCUGGUGCCAUUCCCGUGGAAUGGUCAGCCCAGAUACCAAUUGCCGGUCCAGCAGCCAUGUUGCCGCCACCUCCACAGUGGCAGGCGGGGCAAGAAUGGCAACAACCGCCAACAGUAACAGUGGCCAUUGAACAGCAGCAACCGCAAAUGAUUCAGGCGCAGCCACCACAAGCACCCACACCGACGCCACAGCAGCAACAGCCGCCGCCGCCGCCGCAUCAGGAUCAGCUGGUUGUUGAGAAAAAUUUGAUAAACAAUAACAAUGAAGUUCCUUUGGAGGAGAUUCUGAGCAAUGAAAAACAGCAGCAGAUCGAAAUGGAGUAUCAGCAGCAACAACAGCAGCAGCAGCAGCAAGCACAUCCUCCUCCACCGAAACAACAUCAGCAAAAGUUGACCCAACAAAUUGAGAAGCAGGCAACGAAAGUGGCUACCAAUUUGGUAGUGGCAACAGUGGCACCUCAGCAGCAACAGCAGCAGCAGCAGGCAGCACCACAGCAUCAUCAACAGCAACAGACAUCCCCAGUGGUGGUGCCUCAGCAGCAGCCACAGACCAGCUACCAGGAGAUGCAACAUCAGCCACAGCAGCAGCCACAGCAACAGCAGCAGCAGGCGCCACAGCAGCAAGUGCGAAAGCCGCCACAGCAAUACAAUCAAUCGCAGCAGCAUCAGGUGCGCCGCAAAUACUCGUCGGAGUACAACCACCAUCACCAGGGCGCAGGAGGCGGCAACAGCAGCGAGACGGGCAUACAGACCACAAAGACCAUGUCCUGGACAAACUCAGCGCAGCACAAGAAGUCUACGCAGUCCGUGUCGGUGACGGCAUCGCCCAACAAUGUGAACAACGGUCCAGGAGCUGCACCAGCAGCAGCAGGCGGCAGUGGAGGGUUCAGCAAAUCCGGCGGCUACAGUCAUACCACAAGGACGUACACCAAUCAGCAGCAUUACCAGCAGCAGCACUAUCAGAAUAAUUAUACGAACAACAGCAGCACCAGCAGCAAUAGCAGCAGCAGCGGUGGCGGCGGCAACAACAGCAGCAGUGGCAGCAACAAUCAACAACAACAACAGCAGCAGCAGCAGCAACAGCAGCAACAACAACAACAACAACAGCAACAGCCACAAGUGCGUACCUAUGGAACGAUGAAGGUGCCCUCGUCGCCGGUGGCAAGCAAUGCCCCACUGCUAGAGCGGAAGAACAGUCAGCAGGGAGGAGCCACAGUAGCUGCAGCAGCGACAACUACCUCAACGGCGAGCAUAACAGCAACGCCGAGCCAUUUCCAGCAGCAAGAGACGGGUAAUGCGACGGCAGCAGCACCUCAGCAGCAGCAAUCACAUUACCACCAGCAACAGCAGCAGCAGCAGCCACAACCUGCCACACAGCAACAAUAUGCUGCACCGCCAGCGGCAGCCACCAAGACCUACAGCAGCUAUGCGGCCAAGCGGCAGCAUACUGUGUACGAGCAGCCAGCCCUAAGCUCCGUGGUAUCCUCAUCCGCAUCCUCCUCCAAUUCCGCCAAUCCCCAACCGCCUCUAAAUCUGGCGCCGCCCGCACCACCCGCUUCGCAGAGCAACCAAAACAGCGCCGAGAGCUCGCAGCCCUCGUGGGCAAGUCUGUUUGCCAACAAGAAGCCAGUGGCCAAGGUGGCACCCUACGAGGCCAACAAACCAACGCCGGCAACGGCACCUUUAACAGUUAUACAGCCAGUGCUGCAGUUGGCACCGCCGCAGCCACAGCUACCGGUGCAACCACAGCCGCAGGCCACUGUACCCCAACCACAACUGCAGCCACAGCCAAAACUUCAGCCACUUUUGCCCGCGCCGACGGCUCAUCAGCAACUGCAACUCCCAGCGCCCGUGCCUGCGCCCAUCACGCCUUUGAUUACACCCGGAACGCUCUCCUAUUCGGCUGCCUCUGCACAGGCGAUGCCAGCGCCAAGUCCCUCGGCAUCUAUCAAACCACUGAAGCCAGAGCCUGCUGCGCGUCCGGCGGCCCAACUCGAUGAGUGGACCAGCAAAUAUGCAGAUUUCCUGACACGCCAAAAGACCAAUUUGGCGCCCAUUAGUCUGCGUCCGAGGGGACUGACCAAUCGCUCAAACUAUUGCUACAUUAACUCUAUACUCCAGGCGCUGCUGGGCUGCUCGCCGUUCUACAAUCUGCUGCGAUCGAUACCCAAGCAGGCGGCAGUCCUGAGUGAUGUGAAGACGCCUACAGUAAAUGCCAUGAUGUCUUUUAUGAGCAACUUUUUAUCGCUGCCCAGUGGCCUGCGUCUGCGUUUGAACACCCUCAACAAGUCGGCCCAGAACAAGGGCAAAGAUGAAUUUGCCGGCACGGACCUGCAGUGCGAUAUUGCCUUUGAGCCCACGGAUAUCUACAAGCUGUGGAACGACAGCCGCGAGGAGCAUGUCGAGGGUCGCCAGGAGGAUGCUGAGGAGUUUUUGGGUUAUGUUUUGAAUAAACUCAACGAUGAGAUGUUGGAGGUAAUAAAACUGAUUGCCAAGCCCGUACCUCAGCAGAAUGGCCAAGAGCAGCCGGAGCCUGAAGAUGGUGGUGAGGUCUGGCAGAUGAUCUGCAACAAUCGCAACAAGGGCAGUGUCACACGCCAAACAGAUUUUGGACGCACUCCCAUCAGCGACAUAUUUCGCGGAGAAUUGCGCUCCCGUUUGCAGCGUGAGGGAGAGCACUCCACGGAUGUGAUUCAGCCAUUCUUUACUCUCCAAUUGAACAUUGAAAAAGCCGCUUCUGUCAAGGAGGCCCUUGAGAUCCUGGUGGGUCGUGAUCAAUUAGAGGGCGUCACUGGCAGCAAGACCAAACAGGAGGUGGUGGCCUGGCAGCAAAUGACCCUAGAGAAGCUGCCAGUUGUACUGAUAUUGCAUUUAAAGUACUUUGAUUACCGAUCCGAUGGCUGCACAAAGAUCCUAAAGAAAGUCGAGUUCCCCGCCGAACUGAAGAUCGAUGCCAAGAUACUUGGCUCAAAGAAGACCUCCCAGAAGCAGCGUGCCUACCGCUUGUUCGCUGUGGUCUAUCACGACGGUAAGGAGGCCUCCAAGGGGCACUACAUUACGGAUGUGUUCCACACGGGGUACAACAAUUGGUUGCGCUAUGACGACAGCUCGGUGAAACCGAUUAGCGAGAAGCAAGUGCUGCAGCCGCAUACGCCGCGGGUGCCUUAUCUACUCUACUAUCGUCGAUCCGAUACCAUACAGCAUGCCACACAGCCGCAUCAGCAGCAGGCAAAUGGAGGAGCUGCAUCGGGAGGCGUUGUGGGAGGAUCAACAUCCAAUUCGGACGCCAAUAAGUGAAAGAAAAAUUGUAACAUAUAUCAGAUAUACAGAUAACUAUAAGUGCUAGGCGAUAUUGAGUGAGCGAGAGUGAGAGAGAGAGCGAGCGAGCGAGCGAGUGAGUGAAAGAAUUUGGUUUUUAGAUGCAUAUACAUAUACAAACAACAUUAGCGAUUAAGAUAUAUAUUCAAGUGGUAUAUUAAGCCAAAAGUCCAAAGCGCAUGUGUGCGAGAAGAGAAGAGUGUGAGUGAAGCAAGGAACCAUAGCUCUAAGCUUAGGAUUUAGCGAUUAAGAUGACACGUUGAAACGAAUUCGUUGUACAAAGAGUAGCUAGAGAGUGGCAGGAGAGAUCGUUGU
Drosophila obscura is the source of this 5554-nucleotide messenger RNA. It is a transcript of the gene Usp10, whose product is annotated as polyhomeotic-proximal chromatin protein. The record is from RefSeq and is a predicted model, not a curated record. The transcript has 11 exons. Gene Ontology annotation, cellular component: cytosol; nucleus. NCBI's taxonomy places the organism in Eukaryota, Metazoa, Arthropoda, Insecta, Diptera, Drosophilidae. The coding region runs from base 476 to 5218 and encodes 1580 amino acids. Gene Ontology annotation, biological process: DNA damage response, signal transduction by p53 class mediator; regulation of autophagy; protein deubiquitination. Gene Ontology annotation, molecular function: cysteine-type endopeptidase activity; cysteine-type deubiquitinase activity.